UAAAGCAGAAUCAAGAAGAAGAAGAAGAAGAACAGGAAACACAAAUCCUCUCUAUCUCUCUGAUCACUAUCUCUUUCUCACACACACACACACACACACACACACAGAGUUCUAUAGAGACAGAUGUAUAGAUUAAGUAACAGAGUGAUAGGUUUCUUAAACCUUUUCACUCUAUUAGCCUCGAUCCCAAUCAUAGUCGCUGGUUUAAGGAUGGCAAAAAGCAGUACAACAUGCGAAAGUUUCCUUAAGACACCACUUUUGGUUGUGGGAUUCAUAAUACUCAUAAUAUCACUUGCGGGAUUUAUUGGGGCUUGUUUUCAUGUUGCAAGGGUACUUCGGGUGUAUCUGGUCAUCAUGUUGCUGCUUAUAGGGACUUUAAUGGCCUUAACUGUGUUUGGUUUCGUUGUAACGAGCCGUAGUGGCGGCGCCGUGGUGGCCGGUAGGGUUUACAGAGAGUACCAUCUUGAUAAUUAUUCUCCAUGGUUGAGGAAAAGAAUUGAGAAUCCUCAUUAUUGGAUGACUGUCAGGAGUUGUAUUUUGGGUUCGAAGACUUGUGCUAAGGUUGUUUCGUGGACGCCCUACGAUUAUUUGACCAAAGACUUGUCUCCAAUUCAGUCAGGUUGCUGCAAGCCGCCAACUUCAUGCAACUAUACAUCGACAAUGGUGGCACAAGAAUCUGACUGCUACAGGUGGAAUAACGAUCCGAACAUUCUGUGCUACGAGUGCGAUUCAUGCAAGGCCGGAGUUCUCGAAGAUAUACGAAGAAAUUGGCACAAAAUCUCAGUCCUUAACAUUGUUAUGGUUGUUGUCCUAAUUGGAAUCUACUGCAUCGGCUGCUGUGCUUUCCAAAACGCGAAAAGGGCAGAGUCGGAUUACCCUUAUGGUGGAAAUCGGACGUAUAAAAGUCGCACUAGACGGGAUCACCAUUGGUGGAGAUGGAUAUAGCUAGGAGACACAAGCUUUAUUAAUCUCUUUCUUUUUCCAGUUUUUCAAUGCUAUUUUGGACUGUAAAAAGAUGGGACGAUUCUGUUUUUCUUCAUAAUCACUCACAUGAUGUAUUCAAAUCCUUCCUCUUUAAAUUGCUGCCUUUUGUACAAUGAAAGAUAUUACUUUAUUUCCAAGAUCAAAUCA
Messenger RNA from Olea europaea var. sylvestris, 1131 nucleotides. RefSeq names its product tetraspanin-6-like. The record is from RefSeq and is a predicted model, not a curated record. The transcript is spliced from 3 exons. Gene Ontology annotation, cellular component: plasmodesma; plasma membrane. Gene Ontology annotation, biological process: auxin-activated signaling pathway. Bases 124 to 945 code for a protein of 273 amino acids. NCBI's taxonomy places the organism in Eukaryota, Viridiplantae, Streptophyta, Magnoliopsida, Lamiales, Oleaceae.